Scophthalmus maximus (turbot) is the source of this 3788-nucleotide messenger RNA. It is a transcript of the gene dtna, whose product is annotated as dystrobrevin, alpha. Gene Ontology annotation, biological process: synaptic signaling. The record is from RefSeq and is a predicted model, not a curated record. The transcript has 24 exons. NCBI's taxonomy places the organism in Eukaryota, Metazoa, Chordata, Actinopteri, Pleuronectiformes, Scophthalmidae. Bases 344 to 2500 code for a protein of 718 amino acids. Gene Ontology annotation, cellular component: synapse; plasma membrane. Gene Ontology annotation, molecular function: zinc ion binding.
UUACGUCAUCGUGCGGGCCACACACUGGAGGUGGACGCCGUCUGUGUUCGCCUCAGCCCCCACUGUGCGCCGCCCGGAAAAAAAGAAAAAAAAAGAAGAAGAAGAAGAAGAAAAAAAAUAAUUUUCCACAACACGAGCUCCGCUGCGGCGAGAGAGCGGCACAAGAGCGGCCGCGUCGUGCAGCGAUGCGCCGGCCCACACCGGAGAAGCCCUGAGCGCAGCGCAGCGCAGCGCAGCGCAGGACCCUGGCAACAAGGCGGUCGGUUUCCUCGUUGAGAGAGAGAGAGAGAGAGAGAAAGAAAACAGUGAUGUCGCAUGACAUGCCUCGAAAAACACAUACUGAAUGAUUGAAGACUGCGGGUGGAGAGGUGACAACAUGGCAGAUAGAAGGCAACUGUUUGUUGAGAUGAGGGCCCAGGAUUUGGAUUCCAUACGUUUAUCAACGUACAGAACAGCCUGCAAACUCCGAUUUGUGCAGAAGAAAUGCAACUUGCAUCUGGUUGAUAUCUGGAAUGUCAUCGAGGCUUUCCGAGAGAACGGGCUCAACACCAUGGAGCUCAAUGCAGAGCUCUCUGUGGCUCGUCUGGAGAUGGUCCUGUCCACCAUUUUUUACCAGCUGAAUAAACGCAUGCCCACCACUCACCAGAUCAACGUGGAGCAGUCCAUCAGCCUGCUGCUCAACUUCCUGCUGGCGGCGUACGACCCGGAGGGCCAUGGCAAGGAAUCUGUCUUUGUUGUGAAAAUGGCCCUGGCAACUAUCUGUGGUGGGAAAAUUCUGGAUAAAUUAAGAUAUAUUUUUUCCCUGAUAUCAGAUUCCUCUGGAAUACUGGUGUACUCACAGUUUGACCAAUUUCUGAGGGAGGCUCUCAAAUUACCGAUGGCGGUUUUUGAGGGACCCUCCUUUGGUUACACAGAACAAGCUGCAAGAACCUGCUUUGCACAGCAGAAAAAGGUCUCCCUCAACACAUUCCUCGAUACGUUGAUGUCAGACCCGCCCCCUCAGUGUAUGGUGUGGUUGCCGCUCAUGCACCGGCUCGCCAACGUGGAGAACGUCUUUCACCCGGUCGAGUGCUCCUACUGCCAUACUGAGAGUAUGAUGGGCUUCCGCUACCGCUGCCAGCAAUGUCAUAAUUACCAGCUCUGUCAGGACUGCUUCUGGAGGGGGCAUGCCAGCGGUUCCCAUAGCAACCAGCACCAAAUGAAGGAGUACACGUCAUGGAAAUCCCCUGCUAAGAAGUUAUCCCGUGCACUCAGCAAGUCGCUGAGCUGUGCAUCCAGCAGAGAGCCACUUCACCCCAUGUUUCUGGAAAUGCCAGAGAAACCUCUCAACCUAGCUCAUAUUGUAGACACAUGGCCACCGAGACCAGUGAACGCCACCAAUGACUACUCACUCUCCCACUCCAUGCCGACGUCAGGGAAUCCUUACUCCACCAAAAACAACAAUAAUGAUGUUGAGCAAAGAAAGCCCUCGACUACAGCCGCUUCUCUCCUGUUGAAAGGCAGAGGGUUGAACUACAACCUCGAUGUUGCUGAUAGACUUGCUGACGAACAUGUUCUGAUUGGCCUCUAUGUGAAUCUGCUCCAAAACAACACCAAAUCAUGUUUGCUAGAGAGCAGCAACCAUCAAGAUGAAGAGCACAGUCUCAUCGCCCGUUAUGCUGCUAGACUGGCUGCUGAUGCUGCGGCUCAACAGCAGCGCAUCCCCACAGACCUCCCCUGCUCUCUGGAUGCCAACAAACAGCAGCGGCAGCUCAUUGCUGAGCUCGAGAGCAAAAACAGAGAAAUCCUGCAGGAAAUCCAGCGGCUGCGCGUCCAGCAUGAGGAGGCCUCCCAGCCGCCUCCUGACAAGGGUCAGCAGAACCCCACUCUGCUGGCUGAGCUACGUCUUCUCAGGCAACGCAAAGAUGAGCUUGAACAAAGAAUGUCUAGUCUGCAGGAGAGUCGCAGGGAACUCAUGGUGCAGCUGGAGCAGCUAAUGAUGCUUCUCAAGCUGGAGGAGAAACGGAAACAAGCCACUCAGGGUCCCGGCUCUCCACGCUCGUCCCCUGGCCACACCAUCAACCGACCGAUCCCCACACCAAUCCACUCGGACUCUGCCGGCACGACCCCCACUCACACACCUCAGGACUCACUCAUGGGCGUGGGAGGGGAUGUACAGGAGGCCUUCGCUCAGGGUCCAAGGAGAAAUCUGAGAAAUGACCUGCUCAUUGCUGCGGACUCCAUCACCAACACGAUGUCGUCACUGGUCAAGGAACUCAAUUCGGAAGGUGGAAGUGAGACUGAGAGCACUGUGGAUUCAGACUAUGGGCGUGGAGACCUGUUAGCCACAAACUCUUCGGAUCCUUUCAUCGCCUAUAGACCAAGGAGGGCCAGGGCUGCAGAGGAGGAGAGCUUUGAGAACGAUCUGGAGCAGCAGCUGGAGGACGAGCUGAAGUUGGACGAGCUAAUGAAGCACAGGCAGGAGCCUGACAAAACGUGCAUGGUGACUCUGCAGCAGUAACCGCGUCAGUCCAUGUGACCGGUGAGCAAUAUGAAAAGCAACAAUAGUAGAAGACACUGGACUGGACGACACUGGGCCGACGGUACACUGAAGGAGUGAAGAAUUUGAAUUGAAAAAAAAUUGCUAAAUCCAACCACAGAAAACAUUUACGUAAAGAUAUAUAUUUUUAACCAACCACAUAUUUAAAGUAAUACUGUGAGCUGAUGUAAAGAGAUUAAUUACUGAGCUGUCUACGAUACCACAGGUGCCAUAAAAAAAACACAUGAUUUGGGGAAUUUGUUCUUAAUUUGUGUCCUUUUUAUAUGAGUUGUCUCGCCAAUGUACAACCGCACUGUUCGUACGGGGUGGCAAAGAUGAUUCCUUCAAAUUCUCGUCUUUCUGAGUUUAAAAAAAAAAAAAAAAGCGAAUCAGGUUUAAUAAUUUGUUUGUCAUCUGCUUUAUUUUAGGAACUUGAGAUUACGUUGGAGCUGAGGUUUUUGAUGAUACCAUCUGCAAUCUUUUGUAAAUGUAUAACUCUGGCCUGGUAGUGAUUUUAUCACUGUUCCAUGGGUUUCUUAAUGUUGCUGUCAAGUGGCUAUUGUAUUGUUUUUUUAGUUUUGACUUGGUUUUGGAGCAGUGCGACUGCUAUUGAUCAGAUGAGUUUGUUUUAUUUGAUACAUUAGUUAUAAUAAUGCACACUGCCAUAGCUGAUUGGAUGGCCUCUUAAAAGAGUUCAUUCCAACUGUCAAUGCAGCAUGUAGCUAACAACACAACCUGCUCUGCAGCAAUGCUCGAUGUGUUCGCUGGAAAAAUGAGAUUAAACUCAUUAAUCUGAUGCUGGGAAGGUCUUUUGGUCUGCAAAUAUGUACACUACAUAUAAGUGGUCAAUUAAACCUAAGUUGUAGAUGGGCUGAGAGUGUCUUAAAACACAAGCUGUAACACAAAGACUUCCAACUGGCUCAUAUUCAAAGGUUUACACUGGUAAGGGCAUUGAACAAAUUGUGUUUAAUAUCAGUGGUUUACGAAUUAAGUUUGAAUUUUAGAUCAUUCGCCAUUGCUUCGUUAGCUUGUGUCAGUGCUCUCACACAAAUCUGUGCAUGACUUGCACACUAAAAUACACACUCGAGAUGUAUUUCCGGAGUGUGCGUGAAAACUUUACUCAGUCACUUUGAAAGAAGAAAAAAAAAAGUGGCAAGCCAAUCUAAAGUCAUAAAUGUGUGAAAUAUAUCUAGUUUGAUUUUUGAGCAAGUUCAUAGCAGUGAUUUUGCAUGGUGGUGAUGCAUAAUAAAGUGUUGACACAAUAUCACAA